Molecule: messenger RNA, 3250 nt
Organism: Eleginops maclovinus (Patagonian blennie)
Lineage: Eukaryota; Metazoa; Chordata; Actinopteri; Perciformes; Eleginopidae
Gene: oprl1
Product: opiate receptor-like 1
Exons: 6
Coding region: 307-1419 (370 amino acids)
Biological process (GO): neuropeptide signaling pathway; sensory perception of pain
Cellular component (GO): neuron projection; plasma membrane
Molecular function (GO): neuropeptide binding; nociceptin receptor activity
Source: RefSeq, a predicted model, not a curated record
CUGACUGGAGCUAUAGGUUUUUUCUCCCCCUCGUCAUUUUAGGGAAAAUCUGGACGGACUGACGGAGAUUUUGGGAUGUUGACACCGGUUACUACUUGGUGUUGACAGCAGGAAGAAACCAGGAAGAAACUACGAAUUUAAAACAGCAAACCAACACCGAAAGAGGAAGCGGACAGAAAGCAGACAGUGCACAGUAACGCAGGACGAAGCACAACAACUUCCAGCGGUUGUGUCCCCGGGGUGGUCUGAGGGAAGCUCUAGAGGUGUUUCUACCUGAAAGGUGAAGUAAAGCCCCUCGCUCUGGAGAUGGAGUACCCGGACGACUACCUCCUGUUGUCCCAGCUGGGUCACUUCCAAUUCAACGACUCGCACUUCCAGAACAACUUCAGCGGUAUCUACAACGAAACCGACGCGCUACUGCCAACCGGGGUCAAGGUCACCAUCGUGGUCGUCUACAUGAUUGUCUGUGUCAUCGGCCUGGUGGGAAACUUCCUGGUCAUGUAUGUCAUCAUAAGAUACACAAAGAUGAAGACAGCCACCAACAUCUACAUCUUUAACCUGGCUCUUGCUGACUCCUUGUUCUUGGCGACUUUACCUUUCCAGGGCACAGACGUGUUCCUGGGCUUCUGGCCGUUCGGGAAUGCUCUGUGCAAGGCGGUGGUGUCUAUCGACUACUACAACAUGUUCACCAGCACCUUCACCCUGACGGUGAUGAGUAUGGACAGAUAUGUGGCUGUCUGUCACCCUGUCAAAGCACUGGACAUGAGGACUCCUCACAAGGCCAAGGUGGUGAAUAUCUGUGUGUGGGUGUUGGCCUCAGCCUUUGGUGUUCCAGCCAUGGUCCUGGGAAAUGUUGAGGUGGAACAAGAACAUGACAGCGUCGAGUGCAUCGUGGUUUUGCCUGAACCAAGGAGUCACUGGGAUCCUGUCUUCGGCACCUGCGUUUUCCUCUUCUCCUUCCUCAUCCCUGUGGCUAUCAUCAGCAUCUGCUACAGCCUGAUGGUUAAGCGUCUGCGCAACGUCCGCAUCCUGUCUGGCUCCAAGGAGAAGGAUCGCAACCUGCGACGCAUCACCAGGAUGGUGUUGGUGGUGGUGGCGGCAUUUGUAGUCUGCUGGACCCCGAUCCAGAUCAUGGUCCUGGCUCAGUCACUGGGCUUCAACCUGAGCAGCCUGUUCACGCUGGUCCUGAUGCACUUCUGCAUCGCGCUGGGCUACGUCAACAGCAGCUUGAAUCCUGUGCUCUAUGCCUUCCUUGAUGAGAACUUCAAGCGCUGCUUCCGUGAGUUUUGCAACCCGUCGCCAUUCCGCCUGGACACCCAGCAGUCGGGCAGGAUGAGGAGCAUUGCCAGGGAGGUGGCGGCGGCAUACAGUUGCAAGAAUGAUGGUAGUGGUCCAGGAGGGACACCUAAUCCCGCAUGACUAGGCGUGGAGCUUCCCUUGGUUGGGGUAGACCCCGAGCAAAGGGGAGAGAACCACGGGACAGGGAACUCCAACACAGAAUUGACGCAGAUAACAGCUCUCUAGCGGCACGAGCCCCCCCGCCCCCCAACUAGAAGACUGGCCUGGGGUGGGGGGGAGGGAGAUGAGGAGGACGGGGACGAAAGAAAAAGGAUUUAGGAAUAUGGAUAGUGAUGCCAAGCAUAUAGUAUAGGGGGAGGGGAAUGGGCUACAUUGAAAGCUUCUGUAGAAUGGGUGGUGGACAUCUGUGUAUGCGACGGUGCCUGAUAUUGGAUUAGGGUUUGGGUUAAAUAGCCCAAACCAUUUUGGAAUGACUAUGGCCUUAACUCCUCUGAAGUGGAAGUGGCAUUUUGGAAUGUAAGACUUUAAGAAUCAAACCCAAUCUUUAGGUGGACUUAAACACAAAAGGGGUAUUAGACAUAUUUGAAAGGGACUGAAUCUUUCAACUGAGGCUGGUACCCAGUUGCUGCAUCUCUAGAAAGAUGUCUGACUCAGUACUUGUAUAUUAGAAGGUAGGUGUUGGGGCUAGACAUUUGGAGAGACAAUGGAAGCAGCACAGGAUUAAAAGGAGUGCAGAUACCAACAUCUCUGAAACCACCACAGACUGAAGACCUGCCAAGGAAGAAUAAAGCUUUCAUGAAAUGUGAAAUAUGUAAUACCCACUACAGUCUAUUGUAUUUUCAACAGUUGAUGUUUUCAGUUUCGAAUAACUUUAAAUGCCCUUUGUACGACGCUGAUCCCAUUAUGGGGUCCCUAUUGUUGUCUAAAAAAAGGGUAUGCAUAAUGUUAAAAUGCUGCUGAGCCCUUUUAAGAACUUAAAAGGGCACACAAAGUAUAAUGUGAUCUUACAGCCUGUAGACAGAAGGUUUAAUGUAAUGGAAGUAUAUGCUAAAAGUUACUAUUGAACAAUGUUUCCUUAACUGUGUAUAUGGAACUCAUGAAUGUUAUUUUUUUGUAGGAGCAACAUUUCUCAGCGGUACUGAAGCAAAGUAGCCUGGGAAACCCUGUCCAACAAGUAAAGCUUUGGAUUUGGAUUUUUGACUUUCUAUGAUAGACUAUGGGGCGUGGGAUAUUUGGGCACAGAUUGGUGAAAGAGUUACCUGGAAAAACAACCAAAAAAAAUAACUCUGACCCGCCAUACUGUAAGCACAGUCAUAAUGAGCGAUGUUGACUGAAGUUGAUUAGCAUAAAGAAACCAAAGUUUACUUUCUAGCAAGUGAAAUUGUAGAGCUCUAAAGUCUGGUUCGUCUCAAUGUAUGUACAGUUAUUUUCAAAAAAAAUGUGAUACCCAGCCCAAGUGAUGAAUUUGGGACUAAAUUGGUUACUUGCCAACAGCUCAAUCUCUGUUUGUCUUGAGGGUAACAUGGCGGACAUACAGUAAGGCCAUUUUAAUUAUCAAUUGUUGGUACAUGAUGCGUUUCUAGUAAUUGAUACAGGCUUACGCUUACAGGUUUUAUAGAAGGUACUUUUCAGUUUCACCCAAACUACUACAUUUUAGACUUUGUGAUAACUGACUGAUUGGUUCUAAUAUUGACACUAUCAUAUGUUAUGGAACAUACCAGCUGAUAUACCCUAUAAGCAGUAUUGCAGCUUGUGGUUCAUUUUACCCUGACUCCUACUAUUAUUUAAAUUUCCUGUGAUACCUACCAUGGUAAUUAGACAUUUGGAUACAAGCAAAGUGUUUAAGAUAUAUAUAUAGAUCUCUAGCUGCUGUCAGGAUUGGGGAAUUGGAGUUGAAACGGAUUGGGUUUGUGGUGGGGUUUUGGAUUGAUGCUUUAAGGUAUUUUGAGGU